GUGUAGCAUUUCCGCCUUGACGGUGCUAGCAGGAAAAAGCGCAGCGGAGAAACGGUUCAGAGCACGGUUUCCAGCUUGAACACACCGACCUAAGCGACCUGCUGUGUUCAUGUUCAGCUGCCGGUGGUUCUGGUUCUGACUGGUUCCGUCCGUGCUCGUCCCAGUGAGUGUCAGCGGGCAGAAAAACCGGAGCUUUUCGGGGCGUUAGCCACCUAGCCUAGCCUAGCAGCAGCUAACGUUAGCAGCAGAGAUGAUAGCGCUCAUCAACAAACUGCUGGACUGGUUCAAGGCUCUGUUCUGGAAGGAGGAGAUGGAGCUGACCCUGGUGGGCCUGCAGUACUCCGGGAAGACCACCUUCGUCAACGUGAUAGCGUCGGGUCAGUUCAGUGAAGACAUGAUUCCUACGGUGGGCUUCAACAUGAGGAAGAUCACUAAAGGCAACGUCACCAUCAAGCUGUGGGACAUCGGAGGACAGCCUCGCUUCAGGAGCAUGUGGGAGCGUUACUGUCGAGGAGUCAGCGCCAUCGUGUACAUGGUGGACGCAGCAGAUCCAGAGAAGAUCGAAGCCUCCAAGAARGAGCUGCACAACCUGCUGGACAAACCGCAGCUGCAGGGGAUCCCUGUUCUGGUUCUGGGGAACAAGCGGGACCUUCCAGGAUCUCUGGAUGAGAAGGAGCUCAUAGAGAGGAUGUGAUGUCGUCCUGCACACGCUGCCUCCUCUGUGUGUCGCAGAGCAGAGCCACAUGUGGUGUAAAUCCAGGCUCAGCUGAGUGCUCACUGUAAAACAUCUGGAUUUAGGAAUGUUUGGGUUCAGCUUCUGGUUCUGACUGGUGAUGAUGUCACUCUGCUGCACAGGUUCUGGUACCGGUGCACCUUUGAUCCACACCUGUUGGAUCAAACAUCACUACACCCUGUUCAAAAACACUUUUUAAAGGGAUCCAGGAUUAGUUGUAACGUUAAACAUUUAUUUU
This is a messenger RNA of Austrofundulus limnaeus, 971 nucleotides long. Its product is annotated as ADP-ribosylation factor-like protein 8A. Gene Ontology annotation, biological process: protein transport; anterograde axonal transport. The record is from RefSeq and is a predicted model, not a curated record. Gene Ontology annotation, cellular component: lysosomal membrane. Gene Ontology annotation, molecular function: GTPase activity; GTP binding. Lineage: Eukaryota; Metazoa; Chordata; Actinopteri; Cyprinodontiformes; Rivulidae.